AUGUCGAUGCAGGGUGCCAGCUUAAACACCAAAAGAAAAAGUAAGAGCAGCAAUGAAAAUGGAGGAUUUUCGUCAUCAAAAGUGAGCUGUUUUUCUUUUUUUUUCUUUGUUUCUUCUAUUUUUACUUUCCUUCCUUCUUUCUUUCUUUCUUCUAUUUCUCCUUUUUUCUUUCUUUCUUUCUUCUAUUUCUCCUUUUUUCUUUCUUUCUUCUAUUUCUCCUUUUUUCUUUCUUUCUUCUAUUUCGCCUUUUUUCUUUCUUUCUUCUAUUUCGCCUUUUUUUUUUCUUUCUUCUAUUUUUUCCUUUUUUCUUUCUUUUUUCUUUUUUCUUUUUUUUUUUUUUUUCUUUCUUCUAUUUCGCCUUUUUUUUUUCUUUCUUCUAUUUCUCCUUUUUUUUUUCUUUCUUCUAUUUCUCCUUUUUUUUUUCUUUCUUCUAUUUCUCCUUUUUUUUUUCUUUCUUUUAUUUCUCCUUUUUUUUUUCUUUCUUUUAUUUCUCCUUCUUUCUUUCUUUCUUUUAUUUCUCCUUCUUUCUUUCUUUCUUUUAUUUCUCCUUCUUUCUUUCUUUCUUCUAUUUCUCCUUUUUUCUUUCUUUCUUUCUUUCUUUCUUUCUUUUUUUUUUCUUUCUCCUUUUUUCUUUCUUUCUUUUAUUUCUCCUUUUUUCUUUCUUUCUUUUAUUUCUCCUUUUUUCUUUCUUUCUUUUAUUUCUCCUUUUUUCUUUCUUUCUUUUAUUUCGCCUUUUUUCUUUCUUUCUUUUAUUUCUCCUUUUUUCUUUCUUUCUUUUAUUUCUCCUUUUUUCUUUCUUUCUUUUAUUUCUCCUUUUUUCUUUCUUUCUUUUAUUUCUCCUUUUUUCUUUCUUUCUUCUAUUUCUUGUUUAUCUCAGAUUGGGAGGAGCUUUUGCCCCCACAACCUUUGCAACCAGGUUACCAAACUUGCUGUCACAAUUACUUCAAAGUUUCAAAUCGAAAUUCUUGGACCCAUAUACGUUUCUCGAUAUUCCCAGGUGGUGGAGUUGCUCGUUUACGCAUCUAUGGGCAUCCGAUUGCAGACUCAUCUUUAAUAUCCAAUGAUUCUUUAACAGAUUUGUUGUUACUGCAGAAUGGUGGAAUCUGUGUUUGUUCCAGUUGUCCUGAGAUGAUCUGCCUCGCAUCAAAUAUUAAUUAUGACAAUCAACAAAGGGUAAUUAGCAACACCUGGAUGAGACCUGAGGAUAAUCGUUUGCUUCCAGUUUUGGAUCUGGAAAACCUCAAAGACACUGAAAUGCAAGUCUUUUGGGCUGUGUACAGACUGGGUCAUGCCGGAAUUGUUAAAAAGAUAAAAAUAGAAACUGGAAGGUUUGACUGCAAAUAUCUUUCCUUUUGUCGACUUGAAGCCUGUUCGGUGAACCCCAAGCCAAAUAUGGAUGAUAAUGGGUUUGAAGAAGAAGCAAACACCUACCCUUGGUACACCUUGUUACCGCUAACUGGUUUGCUCCCGUGUACGCAGUCAUAUUUUGAAAUCACUCCACCCAGACAUGGAGGAGUGGUCACUCACAUACGCCUCUCUGUUGGCCUAGCAGCACCAACACCUGUGAAGCACACGUUGUUACAAUCGACUUUGAAACGUCUGUACAUCUGGGGCUACAAGUGUAUACCUUCUUUUCCCAAGUUAUAG
Messenger RNA from Acanthosepion pharaonis, 1647 nucleotides. Lineage: Eukaryota; Metazoa; Mollusca; Cephalopoda; Sepiida; Sepiidae. The record is from the annotation of a GenBank genome assembly.